UAUAAAGGGAGGGUGAGCGGUGGGGGGAACUCCGAGCGCCACGUGGAGGGGGCAGCGGCGGAGCUGGGCGGCGCCGCCAUGGCCUCCAACGAUUACAGCCAGACCGCGACGCAGAGCUACGGGGCGUACCCGGCCCCUCCGACGCAGGGCUACUCGCAGCAGAGCAGCCAACCCUACGGGCAGCAGAGCUACAGCGGGUACAGCCAGCCGGCCGACGGCGCGGCCUACAGCCAGAGCAGCUACAGCUCCUCCUACGGACAGGCGCAGAGCACUACGGGGGCGGGUCGCAGAGCUCCAGCUACGGGCAGCCGCCCAGCUCCGGCUACAGCCAGCAGUCGUCCUACAGCAGCCAGCAGCCCUCCUACAGCCAGCAGUCCUCCUACAGCGCGCCACAGAGCUACAGCCAGCAGAGCCAGUACAGCAACAGCGGCACCUCCAGCAGCUACGGGCAGGAGCAGGCGCCGCUGAGCGGCUCGGGCGGGUACCAGGAGCAGAGCUACGGCGGCGGGCAGCAGGAGCGCAGCCGCGGGAGAGGGGGAUACGGCCGCGGAGGAUACGAGCGCGGAGGCCGCGGGAGCCGGGGCGGCCGAGGAGGCAACAUGGGACCAACAAGAAGACGGGGCAGCCCAUGAUCAACCUGUACACGGACCGCGAGACGGGCAAGCUGAAGGGCGAGGCCACGGUCUCCUUCGACGACCCCCCCUCGGCCAAAGCCGCCAUCGAUUGGUUCGACG
This is a messenger RNA of Numida meleagris (helmeted guineafowl), 734 nucleotides long. RefSeq names its product FUS RNA binding protein (gene FUS). The record is from RefSeq and is a predicted model, not a curated record. Gene Ontology annotation, molecular function: RNA binding; transcription coregulator activity. Gene Ontology annotation, biological process: regulation of DNA-templated transcription. Gene Ontology annotation, cellular component: nucleus. Lineage: Eukaryota; Metazoa; Chordata; Aves; Galliformes; Numididae.